ACUCUGUUAUAAAGGGGAUCUGUGCUUAUACUGAUGCCAGUUUGCAAUCUGUAAGGUGAUCGUGCACAGUGCAAUAACAAUAAAAUGAAGGCGGCUGUCGUGCUUGUUUUAGCGGUUCUUUUGGUGGCCGUGUCCUGUCGGCCUGACAAAACAGAUCUGAAGCAGUUGAAGGCAGAAGCUGCACGUAAAAAAGCCUGCUUGCAGGAUUGCACCAGUGUGAAGGUGGAGCCGCUGUGUGCUGGCAAAAAUGGAGCUAAAUCUCUGUCUUUCGGCAGCGAGUGUGUGCUCCAUAAUUACAACUGCGAAAAUAAAGACAGUUUCACAAAGGUCAGCAACGGCCAGUGUCCAGGGUCCGAUGGUAUCCGUCUCUCCUAAUUGAAUGAAAGCUUUGACACGAUUUACUAACUUUACUUUUUUUCUUCUUUGAUAUUUAUUAUUUUUAUAUUAAUUAAUGUUUAUUAAAUUAUCUGGAAAUACUGACACGAUCACAUAGGUAUAUUUUUUUAUCCUGAUAUGCAACAAUAAAUACUGUGUAGUUUCACUAAUGUCUAAAUUUAAAAGAGAUGAUUUUGUUUAUUAUAGAUAAGUUUUAAUAAUGUAAUCGAGAAGAUGAAACUCGUUUAUAUAAAACCCACUUUUCAAAGAAGCUGUGAUUUUUAAUUUAAAUAUAAUAUGUUAUCUUACAUUACAUUCAAAUUGCAAUGUGUUAAUAUGUUUUUGUUCAGUUUA
Molecule: messenger RNA, 729 nt
Organism: Achroia grisella
Lineage: Eukaryota; Metazoa; Arthropoda; Insecta; Lepidoptera; Pyralidae
Product: vasotab
Exons: 3
Coding region: 85-375 (96 amino acids)
Molecular function (GO): protein binding
Source: RefSeq, a predicted model, not a curated record